This is a messenger RNA of Tinamus guttatus (white-throated tinamou), 1452 nucleotides long. The record is from RefSeq and is a predicted model, not a curated record. NCBI's taxonomy places the organism in Eukaryota, Metazoa, Chordata, Aves, Tinamiformes, Tinamidae.
AUGGAGGAGGCCGAGGUGCUGCCGUGGGCCUGGCUUGUGUACGGCAUGUGCGCAAAAUACCGUGAGCGGCUGCAGAUUUCUUUUGACUUAGCAGAAUAUACUGCCGAUGUUGAUGGGGUUGGCACUUUACGGCUCCUGGAUGCUAUUAAGACCUGUGGCCUUAUCAACUCAGUGAAAUUCUACCAAGCCUCUACCAGUGAACUUUUUGGGAAAGUGCAAGAAAUCCCACAGAAAGAGACCACCCCUUUUUACCCAAGAUCGCCUUAUGGAGCAGCAAAACUGUAUGCCUACUGGAUUGUGGUGAACUUCAGAGAGGCCUACAAUCUUUUUGCUGUGAACGGCAUUCUCUUCAAUCAUGAAAGUCCCAGGAGAGGAGCUAAUUUUGUUACUCGCAAAAUUAGCCGGUCAGUAGCUAAGAUUCACCUCGGACAGCUGGAGUGCUUCAGCCUGGGCAAUCUGGAUGCUAAGAGAGACUGGGGCCAUGCCAAGGACUACGUAGAGGCUAUGUGGCUGAUGUUGCAAACAGAUGAGCCAGAAGACUUUGUCAUAGCCACCGGGGAGGUCCAUAGCGUCCGUGAAUUUGUGGAGAAGUCAUUUAAGCACAUUGGCAAAACCAUUGUGUGGGAAGGGAAGAAUGAGAAUGAAGUAGGACGGUGCAAGGAGACCGGCAAGAUUCAUGUGACAGUCAAUCACAAGUACUACAGGCCAACUGAAGUGGAUUUUCUUCAAGGUGACUGCACCAAGGCGAGGCAAAAGCUGAACUGGAAGCCCAGGGUCACGUUUGAUGUGACGGAGUGUGGACGCCGACGUGGAGCUCAUGAGGAACAACCCGAACGCCUGAGCCCAGCGACCCGACCAGGCCCGGAGCCCCGCGGCGGGAUCGGGCCCACUGCCCUCCCCGCAUUCAAAAGUGCCCGGGUUAUCCAGAGGUCGCCAUGGCCAUACAUUUCCCUUUGGUUUCGGCUCUUCCACCCACCACUUGCUCCCAUCGCGGAGUUUUACGCCUCGCGAAGGCGCAUGGCGGCCCUCGCAGCGGGGGCCGUGGCCGCGGUGGCCGAGGUGCGGCACAAGAAAUGCCCCCAGCCCGCCUGGGGAUCGCACGGCUGCGCCUCCUCGGCCCAGGCCAUUGGCUCCCGCUCGCCAUCACCCCCCAUCCUGCGCGCGUUCCCCUUCGGGGCGCGCUGCCCUCUCGCACCAAACUGCUCCCGCAAAGCGGCAGCAAAACCUGCCCCGAGCGGGUCCAGCCGCCCGUCGGGGGCGAGACGAAGGCAGGAGAAGGACGACGCGCCCCCGGGGCCACCAGUAGCCCCACGGAAAGAGCAAAAAAGGGAGCGGGGGAAAAGGCCGCGGCGCCCCCGAGAGCGGGGCCAGGCGAGCACCGAAAUCGAGGAGUCGAGGGGGCUGCUCCCGUUUCGAAACCGGGAAAGUGACAGUGGGGAGUAUAAGGUCUGA